UGAACGUUGAACGCAGGUAGUCAAACAAUAUGCAAGCUUACGUGUGUUACGUCAUAUGAGAGAACCCGUCAACUAACAACGUCUGUUCGUUGACAUUUAGAAGCCGAGACAGCGGUAUACCUGGUCAACAAUUAAUUGGCGAUAUUGUCAUAUUGAGCACCGAUUGUGAGAUAAAAUAAUAUAAGUUAAAUGCAGAAAUCACAAAAUGACAAAGGAGAAAAAAAAAAACAAAACAUUGCAAACAACAAGCAAAUACAAAUACAAACACUUUUUGCGGAAUUCUUGCUUUUAUUUCUGCUGUUCUUUAUUUACAGUGGCGGCACUUUUCUCCACCGCCCCUCCCGUGCACACAAACAAGUCACCGGUAUUUACAGAAAGCAUACCCAAAACUCAGCUGUUUGAUAAUUAGCAAAUCGCUCACUGUUUGUCUCCACGCUGUGCUUCGGUGCCAGACUAUGCUUCACUUUUACUGCCGGUUACCACUUUUUGUUUUUAGUUUAUUUUAUUUAUCAAAAAUAGUUUUUACGCUGAUAAUAAUUAAGUCAGUUGGGUCAGUUAAUAUGUAAGUUGCCAGAAUUAGCUCAGUAUCGAGCAUAUUGUCGGCCAGAAGGCACUCAAUGGAAGUGAAAAAGAGAGAGCUAAAAAAACAGUACAGUGUAAGCGGAAGGGGGUUACUGUAGAACAGUAGCUGCCAGUUGCGCUCAGUAAGGUUCGUAAAUGGCGCGCUGCGAUCGGCCAUAUAAUACAUACACUCGUACAUAUUGCACCGCUGGACAGCUGACAGUGGCAGUAGUGAGCUGAGCACGCUUUAAAGCACAGAAAAUACAUAUAUAAACUUUCAAUGGGAUCAUGAGAUUUUCAGUUAAUUUUUGAAAUUCGUAAACGGCGGUUGACGCGCACAAGCAAAGUGAAAUAGCAAGGAUAAUAACUCUUAAAUAAAGAUCGAAAUAAUAUUUUAGUUGCGUUAGUUUGUGUUUCUCGUGUCAUCGCGUAUCUCGCAUUUCUUGCAGCAGAUCUAUCAACUUGAUUGCUUUUAAAGGAAUAAAAAAUACAAAAAUUAUUAUAAAUUAGAUUAAAAUUAAAAUUAAUCAAAUAAAAAUCUCAAUUGUAACUUUUUGAAUAAACAAAAAACAACAAUAAAUACAAAAUGCAACAAAUUAAAAAUAUAAGAAAACUAACGGGCUUCCUGUUGCUGGCGUGCAUAGUACAAGCAUGCCACAGCGCCACAGUCGCCUCUACCACACCACUGAUGUGUUAUGUUUGCGAAGAUUGUGCGAAAGUUACAAAAGAAACACCACUCGAAGCAUGCGAUGCGAAAUUCUUCGAAGAGAGCAGCACCACACUGGAACCCACCACAGAGCCAACCACGACCACAACAACUGAGCCAACAAUGGACAGCACAACCACCACCACAAUCGGCACAACACUUGCCACAACAACCACAGACAGCACCGAGGUGACUACCACCGAAGGCACCACUACCGAAGCAGUGCCGACAGCACCUACCGUGGGUCCACCAGUAACCGUGCCCACACCACCUAAUGUAGGCACCGUUGCUGCUGAUUUUUUGAUCGCCACUGAAGUGACCAUCAGCAAUAACAGCACCGAGAGUACAGUUAGCUAUGAAGCACCCAAAGCGUUGCCACUUGUUAGCGGCACUUACACCUACCACUGCUUCAGUGUGCAAAAGGAAGUUAACGGCAGUGUACAGAUGGAACGUGGCUGCUCGCGUGUCACCACCAUGGAAAGCGUUUGCGGUCAGCUGAAGGCGCUGAAUAACGGUACUGAACUGAGCAAGUGCAUACCCUGCUCGAAUAACAGUUGUAACGGCAGCAGCGCACUGGGCGUUUCAAUGGCCGCGUUGGUGUUCACGUUGAUUGCUGCACUGCUGAGCCGGCAAUAAUGCGUCGUGUUGUGCUCGUAAAUGCCGUUAAUGGCACAUACGGACAACUGACAGUGUGUGUAGUGACGUUGGUUUAAACCAAAUAAACAAAAAUUUGGCCAAUUGAAUGGUGGAACGUUAAAAGAUAUAUACUUAUGUAUUUAAAGAUGUUUACAAAUAAUUUAGUUUGUAUUUGGAAUUAAGUACGAAAAUCAUGCAAAUCGAAAUAUUUAAAUUUAGAAUUUUACCAAAAUCCUUAUUGUUAGCUAUAUUUUAAUUUUGUUUCCUAGGUUAACAAAUGAUUUUUACAAAAUAAAAACAAAAAUGAAAAUUAAGCGAAACAAAGUAAUGUGUACAGAACUUUUUAUUAACACUCUAAUUAUUUUAUUCUAAGCGCACAUUGGCGGAUAGAACGAAGAUGUCAAAAUAAUUUUUGUUACAACACCAAAAAAUUUAUCGCAAAUAAAGUAAAAUAAAAGUUA
This is a messenger RNA of Bactrocera oleae (olive fruit fly), 2364 nucleotides long. Its product is annotated as mucin-13. Lineage: Eukaryota; Metazoa; Arthropoda; Insecta; Diptera; Tephritidae. The record is from RefSeq and is a predicted model, not a curated record.